Molecule: messenger RNA, 2943 nt
Organism: Solea senegalensis (Senegalese sole)
Lineage: Eukaryota; Metazoa; Chordata; Actinopteri; Pleuronectiformes; Soleidae
Product: calphotin-like
Exons: 4
Coding region: 240-1988 (582 amino acids)
Source: RefSeq, a predicted model, not a curated record
CACCCAGCUGCACUGCCUGCCCUGCUCUAAUGCUCACAACAGAUAGUCUGGGGCCAGAGGUCAGCAGGCCAUGCAUAGACACACAAACGAGAGAGAUAACAGAUUCUCCUAGGAACUGAAGAGAUAGACAUUAGCUGUCCAAUGCCAAGCAGCCUCUGUCAUUGAGAGCUUGUGAUUCCUCCUCAAAAGGUUCCACUUUUUUUCAUUUCUUUUUGUUAAUCUAAGCUCUAUUGUCAAACAUGGGGUGCUCCUCAUCCAGUGCACAGACUAUUGAGCAGGAGAAAAGACCAGGUACAAAGCCAGAGGAGAGCAAUGGAGAGACAGCAGCACUCAGAAAUGGCCACAUUGCAGAAGACACACAAACCAUCGAGGACCAAAUGCAGCUUCCUUUGCAGACGGCCUUAUUAAAUGAUCUUCAGCCAGGAAACGACGAGGAGGAGGCAGUGUUAAUGGCCCUGGAGGCCCAGGAGGAUCUUGGGUCUGGAGAGGAUCUUCUAACUACUGCGGAACCACUGCCAGAACCUGAUGCCCAUGAGAAGCCAGCUCCAGAAGCUCCAGCUGCAGCUCCAUCUGUGGCUCCAGAGGCUCCAACAGAGGCACCAACAGAGGUUCUGACAGAGGGUCUAGUAACUCCAGCUGCAGCAGCAUCUGUGGCUAUAGAGGCUCCAGCAGAGGCACCAACAGAGUUUCCGGCAGAGGGUCUAGUGACUCCAGCUGCAGCAGCAUCUGUGGCUAUAGAGGCUCCAGCAGAGGCACCAAUAGAGGUUCCAGUAGAGGCUCUAGUGGCUCCAGCUGCAGCAGAAUCUGUGGCUAUAGAGGCUCCAGCAGAGGCACCAACAGAGGCUCUCGUGGCUCCAGCUGCAGCAGCAUCUGUGGGUACAGAGGCUCCAGCUGCAGCUCCAGCAGAAGUUCCAUCAGAGGUUUCAACAGAGACUCCAGCAGAGGAUCCAUUAAAGGUUGCAGCAGAAGUUCCAACAGAGGUUCCAACAGAGACUCCAACUGCAGCAGAAGUUCCAACAGAGAGUCCAGCUGAAGCUCCAGCGGAAGCUCCAUUAGAGAUUCCAAGAGAGGCUCAAUCAGAGGUUCCAACAGAGAGUCCAGCUGAAGCUCCAGCAGAGGCUCCAUUAGAGGUUCCAACAGAGGCUCCAGUUGCAUCUAAUAUCACUGUUGGAGCAGUUGAGGUUGUACCUACUGUGGAGACAGCAGCCCAUGUAGAACCUGUUGUGGCUGAAGCCGUGUCUUCAGACAAAGCCCUUGUUGAGGCUGCAGAGGAGGCCCCCAUUGUUGAAUCUGUUGUUGCAGAGCAGGUACAGGCUCCUGUUGUUGAGGAAGUUCCUGUUGUGACACUUGAGGCCUCUCCUGAAGCAGCCACACUUGCUGUUGAACCUGUUGUAUCAGAGCCAGUUGUGGUAGUGGAAGAGGCAGUGACUGUGACUACAGAAGCCUCAACAGAAGUGGCUGCUCCUGUGGAGACAGUGUCUCCACCUGACAGUGUGGCACCAGAGACUGCCUCAGUGACACCAACAGGAUCCUCAGAGCCAGGCGAAAUCCCCGCACCUCCAUCAAGUGAGGCUGCAACACCACCUGAAGCUGUAGUACCAAAUGAAAAUCCAGCACCAAGCUCAUCUUUUGCACCUGUGGAGGCUGCUGUGCCUAUAAUAGAUACAGAGGUUGCUGAAGCAACUAUUCCAGCAAUGCCUGCAAUAUCUCCACUCACAGCUCAGCCUGAUUACGCUGAAAACGCCACAGAACCUCCUGCACCUUCUACUGCUGAACCAACCCCAACACCAGACACUCCAUCAUCCUCACAAACACCUUUAGAAGCAUCUCCAGCAGUUGUGCCAUCUGAGACCAUAGUGGGCAGUGCAGACCCAGCACAAGAACCUGUGGUUGAGCCCAAACCAGCAGAUUCUGAACCGUCACCCAAAGUGGAGACUGUAACAGAAGCCCCCGAGGAUACAGCGAACAAGAAAACUAAAGCGGACUGAGUUUGUGGAAACAUAACACAACAAAUCUACCAAAAAUGAUGGGAACUCCUCAGAACUACAACACAAAUGCCAGGUGUACUGUAAGAACAAUAUGAACAACACUAUUCAUGUACAAUAUGCCUUAAUAACUUUAAAAUUUGGAUUAUUUUUCCUUAUGUUUGUCAAAAAAAAAUAAUUUUCAUACUGAGACCUGAAGUGCCUAAAGCCACAGGCCUUUUGAAAGUAUUAGUACAUGCCACAAACAAUUAGCACAAGUACAAUGAGAUGAGACAGGUGCAAUACUGUGUGAAGUCUGUUAUGUUAGUGUGCUGACGUCUGGGGAAUGACGCUUACAAAAAAAGUGUGAAUAAAAUAAGGCAAAGAGAUUAACGUAACAUAAAAAAAAAGACAUUUAAUAUUUUCUUUAACAUGUAUAACCAUGAAUCCAUUUUGAUUUGUGUUCACUUGGUUGUUGCUUUACUAAUAAUGUUUGUUUAACAGUCUAUGCUUUCUUAAAUAAGCCCUUUUGAUAUUUCACUGAGAAAUUAUGGAUAAAAUGAUGUCGGGUGAAAGAAAAAUCAAAAUACAGACUGGAUUAAUAAGAAAAUCAAAGCCAGGAUGAGGAUCCAAGUGUACUGAUGAUGCACUGGCUGUUUCAUGAUGUCAUUUUUUGCUGCUGUAUCUGAAAUAUGAAGUCAUUCCCAACAUCAUGUACAGUAAAGGCAUCACUAAGCCCGGUUAUGCUUAUAAUACCGCACUGGUUUUGUGUUUUGCAUUAAAAUAUGUCUAGCACAGUGAGAUGAUGUGUCACAAAGAGUCAAGGAAAAAUUAUUUUAAUUGCAUAAUAUCAAUGAAAACAAAAAUUGUUUUCAUGUUUUGAUGUCUGACAUCUUUGUGUUCCUUCCUCAUUUUCUAAGCUUUGUUUGUGACUUUGCUAACCCGUUAGUGUACAGAAUAAAGUUUUACAUCACCGAUA